Molecule: messenger RNA, 1833 nt
Organism: Nematocida major
Lineage: Eukaryota; Fungi; Microsporidia
Exons: 1
Coding region: 1-1833 (610 amino acids)
Cellular component (GO): extracellular matrix
Molecular function (GO): protein binding
Source: RefSeq, a predicted model, not a curated record
AUGUGUGCGCAGCAGACAUGCAAUGAAAAUAGAAACAGCAACGAUGAUAGAUUUGAUGUAAAGUCUUUCCGGUCAAAAAUAUUGUCUAGAAAGGGAAGAGGCCUUGUAGACGAAAGAUGGCUGGAGGCACACGUGGUGGAAAGCGCUGAAGUGCUUGUUUUGGACGAGAAUCAGCUAAGCCUGCUUCCGCCGGGGGCGCUGAGGAAGUAUUUUCCCAGGCUAAAAAUUCUAAGCUUGAGGGGGUGCAGCCUGGAAAGGCUGAGCAUUGAGGCAAUUUCGCACCCGACUCUGGAAAUCAUAGAUGUUGAAGGAAAUGUGGGCCUGACGUCCUUGUCGGUGUGGGAGGGAAGCCCCAAGGAGGGCGCGGCGCUGGAGGGGCUGCCUUCUCUGCAGGUGCUGAAUCUUCUGGGCACAAGCAUCAUGCACAUUGACCCAGGCUUUUUCGAGUACACGCAAAACCUUCGCCGGCUGAACAUGCACGUGGAAAGCGUGUGCGGCGGGUGCGGGUUUGGGUUUCUGGGCAUGCUCGAGUUUUUGGAGUGCCUGAAGUUCACUGGGGUGAGGACAGGCUCGUGCUCGAUAUGCAAAACCGAGAUGCACACCGCCGGGUUUUCAACCGUCAUAAAAUACUCGAUAUACAACAUGGUCUGCAAAAUGGCCUCUCUGAUAGAGCUGGACCUUUCGGGGCGGAGCAUGAACAUAGACUACUUCAUUUUCCAUGCGCCGCUUCCAGAGCUGGCCACGCUGCGGCUCCAGGGAAAGCUUGUGCGCGACAUGAGUCUGCGAGACUGGCCGGGAAUCAUAAAGACGAUCCGGCAUCUUUCGCUUGGCGUGCUGGACGACUCUGAGGACGCGUCCGGGCAGAAGGCGUACAGCGAGUCCACGUUCUACACGGAGAAGAUCCUGGAGGCCACAAACCUGGAAAGCCUGUCGUUUGACUGCGAAACCACGAGGCGGAUAAAGUUCUCGCUGGGCACCAAGAAGGUGGUUUUUCCGCACUUGAGGCACUUGACGAUCAAGAACUGCGACUUGCGCCCACUCACGUUUUUCAACAAGGAAAACGCGCCUGCGCUGGACAGCCUGGAAAUAGUCAGCGUCUCCUUCACAGAGGGGUACUUCUACACAAUCAAGAAGAGGCUUGGAAACCGGCUCCGGAGCCUGCGCAUUGGGAUUGAAAAGAUGGACGCGCCCCAGGCAAUAUACGACCUGUUCACGUUCAUACGAAGCCACAAAAACAUGGAAAUCCUGCACUUGGCGGUGUGCGAAACCAUAACGGAGUCGCAGAGCUUCUACAAGUACUUCAGCGACCAGCCAGCCCUGAAGGAGCUCUAUGUGAUUGGGCAGAUGAGCGUGCAGAGGAUGAAGCGGUUCCUGUACCAGCUGGGCCGCUGCGAGACGCUUAAGUCCUUGCUUCUGGAUAUAGAAGACCCUGCGCUGGUUUUGACAUACUUCUGCCCCAUCCGCACCUUGGAGUUUUUUUCUCUUAAGGGCACGUACAGAAACCAUUCAAACUUCCACACAAAGCUCGGCACAGACGAAGAAGCAUUUGGAAAGAUUGGGGAAAUGCCUGCGCUGCAGGUUCUUGACAUGGGCCACUGCGGGCUGUCAGGGUUUCCCCCUUCGGUUUUAGCGAAAUUCUCGGACCUAAAGUACUUGUAUUUAAACAACAACAACAUGCACGACAUUCCAGACCAAACGGUUUCGUACCUGGCCUCGUUCAAGGAAAAGCCUCUUUUUGUUGACAUAUCGGACAACCCCACAGAUGUGCACAAAAUAGAGAAAACCGUUUGUAACGAGACCUGGCUGGGCGUCUCUGGCUUUGUUAUGUAUUAA